AUGUGCUAUGCUACCAUGGCAGUUGGCAUGGUGGAGUUAUGGUUAAGCAAGAGGUUGUGGGUUGAGCAAUACAAAAUAGAGGCUAUCUGUUUCAAAUCUUGGAAGUGUAUAAGAAGGGGUGGAAGAGAGGGCUAUUGGGGCCGGUGGUGGAGCCAGAGGGAGGAAACAGAGGGGUCCACGAUCCACGGUGAGCGUGCACCAAGACCGAGGCAUCUCACGCCACUUCAAAAUAAAACAACACAAACGGAAAAAACAGCUGCAACCUUUUACUGGGUUUUUUCCCGGGAAAAUAUUAACAGCUUCGCCAGCACUUCAUUCCCAGAUCGCGAAACCGGAAUCGGCAUGGACCGCUCCUCCGCCCGCCUCAAUGUUCCUCCGCCGGUCACCUCCGGAGGCUCCGCGGAGGCGACUCUCCGCCACGUGGACCGCCUCAUAAACUCCAACCACUACACGUCGCCUUCCAGGACAAUCUACUCCGACCGCUUCAUUCCCAGUAGAUCUGCCUCGAAAUUCGCGCUCUUCGACAUAGCCACGCUCCCCGAGGGCCGGGACGACAGCUCCAGCGCCUAUACCACGCUCCUCCGCACAGCCCUCUUCGGCCCCGACGCUGCCGGCCUUGCGCUACCGCUCACGCAGCAGAAAACGGCUUCCCUGACCAUGACGCUCCCCAGCCGGAAUAUUUUCCGGUACAAGACCGAAACGCGCCAGUCCAUGCACUCGCUCUCGCCGUUCAUGUGCGACGAUUCCGUGCCCGGAGUUAAUCACGGCCCGGUCAAGGCUCCCAGGAAGGUUCCGAGGUCGCCUUUUAAGGUUCUGGAUGCGCCUGCGCUACAAGAUGAUUUUUACCUGAAUCUAGUGGAUUGGUCUUCGCAUAAUGUGUUGGCUGUUGGUCUGGGUAACUGUGUUUAUCUCUGGAAUGCUUGUAGCAGCAAGGUUACUAAAUUAUGUGACUUGGGGAUUGAUGACCUCGUUUGUUCGGUAGGCUGGGCUCAACGUGGUACACACCUUGCUGUUGGAACUAGCAAUGGUAAAGUUCAGAUUUGGGAUGCAUCUCGUUGCAAGAAGAUAAGGUCUAUGGAGGGUCAUCGGUUACGUGUUGGAGCCUUAGCCUGGAGUUCAUCUCUUUUGUCUUCUGGUGGCAGGGAUAAGAAUAUUUAUCAAAGAGAUAUCCGUGCACAAGAAGAUUUUGUCAGUAAACUGUCAGGGCACAAAUCAGAGGUUUGUGGACUGAAGUGGUCUUAUGAUAACCGUGAGUUGGCAUCUGGAGGAAAUGACAACAGAUUGUUUGUUUGGAAUCAACACUCAACUCAACCUGUCCUGAAGUACUGUGAGCACACAGCAGCUGUCAAGGCUAUUGCAUGGUCUCCUCAUCUUCAUGGACUUCUUGCAUCUGGGGGAGGAACUGCAGAUCGAUGCAUACGAUUCUGGAAUACAACCACAAACUCACACUUAAGCUGCAUGGACACUGGAAGUCAGGUUUGCAAUCUUGUCUGGUCUAAAAAUGUCAAUGAACUAGUAAGCACACAUGGCUACUCCCAGAACCAGAUAAUUGUUUGGAGAUACCCCACCAUGUCAAAGUUGGCCACUCUUACUGGCCAUACAUACAGAGUUCUUUAUCUUGCCAUUUCUCCAGAUGGACAGACUAUUGUAACUGGAGCUGGAGAUGAAACACUUAGGUUCUGGAAUGUAUUCCCUUCCCCUAAAUCACAGAAUACUGACAGUGAAAUCGGAGCAUCAUCUCUUGGAAGAACCAUUAUUAGGUGA
Molecule: messenger RNA, 1764 nt
Organism: Sphenostylis stenocarpa
Lineage: Eukaryota; Viridiplantae; Streptophyta; Magnoliopsida; Fabales; Fabaceae
Source: the annotation of a GenBank genome assembly